Messenger RNA from Nematolebias whitei (Rio pearlfish), 419 nucleotides. RefSeq names its product transmembrane protein 87A. The record is from RefSeq and is a predicted model, not a curated record. Gene Ontology annotation, biological process: retrograde transport, endosome to Golgi. Gene Ontology annotation, cellular component: membrane; Golgi apparatus. NCBI's taxonomy places the organism in Eukaryota, Metazoa, Chordata, Actinopteri, Cyprinodontiformes, Rivulidae.
AUGAAGCUGCUGAAGCUGAGGAGGAACGUGGUGAAGCUGUCGCUCUUCAGACACUUCACCAACACGCUCAUCUUCGCCGUCAUAGCAUCGGUCGUUUUCAUCAUCUGGACCACGAAGACCUUCACGAUGUCCGAGUGUCGGUCUGACUGGAGAGAAGUGUGGAUACAAGAUGCCUUCUGGCGCUUCCUGUUCUCCCUCAUCUUGUUGGUCAUCAUGUUCCUGUGGCGGCCGUCGGCCAACAACCAGAGGUACGCCUUCAGCCCUCUGGUGGAUGAAGAGAGCGACGACGAGGAGAGGGAGCCCAUGGUGAACGAAGCUUUCGAGGGGAUGAAGAUGAGGGGCACGAAGAACGAGCCCAACGGCACGGCCAAAGCCAACAAAGUGGACGAGGAUCUGAAGUGGGUGGAGGAGAACAUCCC